AUGGCGGAGGGUGAGGCCACACCCCCAGCUCGCAUAAAGUGUCGUUGGACAGAAGACGGGGCCCGUAUCGUACAAGGAUCUCUACCUAACAAUAUUAACUUUUUGCAUCGUAUAUUUCUGCAAUCUCUCGGCGACGAAGACUUGCCGGUGGUUAUUAAUAAGUUAAUUCUAGGUGUUGCCAUAGAAUUCGAGGACACGUUCCAAAUGAAUUUCCCAAAAGUUGAAGGUGACCAGAGUAAGAAGGCCGUGCUAUCAACGAUCGGCGCAGCCGCUGACGACAGUCUUUGUUACACACUGACAAAAUGCCAACUAGCAUUAAGUAUUCUACGUGUUAUAGAAUGUAGACCACGACAGUUACCGAAAAUAGCACAAGCCGAUGAUUUAAGAGGGUAUUUAAUUAGACGAGGUAUUGACCCACUUACAGGGGAGACUUUAGUAACGUCAGCUUAUAAGAAAGAAGACCACAUCUUUGAUGACUUACGCGACGGUAAUACACUUGCCGCUAUCGACCAGGCCAAGACAGCUGACCUGCUCUCAGUUCGAAAUGGUUUAACAUUACUCCACCAGUCAAUACUCUGUGAGAAUGUUCUGUUCCUAUUCACACUAUUCAAGUAUUCGGAUUUCUACUCCCUGCUGGAUAUCCCUGUCUCAAACCCCAAUCAUGAAUUUGAUGGAUGUAUUGCCAUGCAGAUCGCAGAAGUAUUGGGGAAUGAUACCUUGAUCAGCAAACUUCAGUAUUUGUCCGAUAUCGAGGGCAGUUUCACGUUAUUACACAAAGCAGCGCGUGCGGGGGACCAAGAUGCAGUUGAACGAAUCUGUCAGAAUGGCGACAACGUUAAUAUAAAAGGUAGCAAUGGUAUAACGCCUAUUUCCGUUGCAUGUGGUGCUGGUCGACUUGGUGCUGUGAAAGUCCUGUCUCGUUACGGUGCUAAUCUGAAUACCCGCAAUGACCGUGGCGAUACACUGCUUCACCGAGCAGCAGAGGGCGGACAUGUCAGCAUUGCUAAGUUUCUGUUGUCGCAUAACAAGAAAAUUGACGUUAAUUCUCACAACUCGGAAAUGAUGACACCACUGCAUCGAGCUGCAUAUAGUGGCAGUGACCCCAUUGUUAAAUUGCUCUUGGAGAACGGCGCAGUUGUCAAUGUAUCCUCUGAUGAUGACGCCACUCCCAUGCACCUUGCAGCAUAUAAUGGCCACCCCAUCACUAUGCAGUUAUUAAUAGAUCAUGGAGGCUCCGUGGACUCGCUCACUAAAGAUGGCAAAACCCCUCUUCAUUAUGCUGCUGAGGAGAAUCGAAUUGCAAUUGUAAAGUUGCUGCUGGAGAAAAAAUGCUUGAUUGAUAUCUAUGACGAUGAAAGCAUGACACCAUUACACUUAGCAGCAAGUAAGGGUAAUGUUAAAGUGGUCGAGUUGCUUGUAAAUGGCGGGGCUAUGGUUAAUGCAGUAACAAAAGAAAAGGUUGCUUCCUUGCAUUAUGCAGCUGAAUUGAACAAGAUACCUAUAGCAGAUUGUCUCAUCAUCAAAGGUGCCGACAUAGAUGUUAAAGAUGUUGAUGGUUAUACACCACUGCACUUCGCAGCUCUUGAAGGAAAUAAUGAAAUGGUGGAUUUCCUUGUUGGUAAAGGGGUGGACAUGAAUGGUGAGACAUUUCAUGAGAAGAUAACUCCUUUGUGGAUCGCAUUAGAAAAGUCUAAUGAAGAGACAGCCAUAAUGUUGAUUCAACGUGGUGCUAACAUAAAAACUGCUGAUCAACAUGGGCAAACAGCUUUACACUUGGCUGCAAUCAAUGGUCUUCUAACAGCAGCCAUAUUGCUAGUUGAGAAAGGUGCAGAUGUAAAUGCAUUGAAUGACACCUUCUCUACUCCUCUGCACUGUGCAACCAUUGGUGGACAUAUGAGCAUAACUCGAAUGCUGGUAAACAAGAAUGCAGUGGUGAACUCUCUAGACAAUGAGUCGUGGUCACCGGUAUUUUAUGCUGUGCAACAUGCACACUAUGCGAUGGUUGAAGUACUUCUUAACAGUAAGGCUAAUGUCAAUGAAUCUGAUGCUUAUCUGCAGACACCCCUUCAUCUUGCUUCCCAGCUUGGGCAUUUCUCGAUUAUUGAAUUACUGCUCAAGAAAGGAGCUGAUCACAAAUCUGUAACUGAAGAUGGUAGAUCUGCACUACACAUUGCAUCCAUGAACGGGCAUGAUAAGAGCGUCAAAGUGUUGAUAAAACGAGGAGCAAACGUUCAUGCACGUGACAAACAUGACUACACUGCUCUACACAACGCCACAUGUAAUGGUCACGUGACAGUUGUUGCAAUACUGCUAGACAAAGGCGCACAUGUUAACGCUCAGACUACGACCCAGUCAACAGCCCUACAUCUUGCAUCUGAGAAGGGGUACAUCGCUAUUAUGGAAAUUCUGAUUGAGCGAGGUGCAUUUAUUGAUAUUGGUAAUGAUAAAAACUAUACACCAUUACAUUGCGCUGCAGAAUCUGGGCAGGUUGAUGCAGUGGAAUUACUCAUUUCUGAGGGCGCUUCAGUAUAUGAACAGACCCACACCCGCUGGACUCCGCUGCACCUGGCUGCACUGCAUGCAAACGACCACGUCCUUGAGAUGCUUAUCCGAUAUGGUGCGGCGUUAGAUGCUCAAGACAUGGAUAGAGAAACAGCGCUUCACAAUGCUGCCAGUAAAGGUCAUCUCGAUAUAAUUCGUAUCUUACUGCAAGGUGGUGCUUUUAUUGAUCCAAGAAAUCUCCAAGGUUUUACACCUCUCCACAUAUCGUCCAAAGAGGGACAUGUUGCAUCUGUGGAGCUGUUGUCUGAUCUUGGUGCGCAAGUAAACGCGAGAACGCAAGAAGGACAGACGCCACUACACCUGGCCGCCUUGGGAGGGUUUGUUGAUGUCAUAGCUGAGUUGCUAGAUCGUGAAGGUGACGUCAACGCUAGAGACAAUGAUAACUGGUCUCCUCUUCACUUUGCUAGGGAGCAUCAGCAUAAGGAAGCCGUCAAUUUAUUGCUACAAAAUGGCGCAUAUGACGCAAAUGCGUAG
This is a messenger RNA of Saccoglossus kowalevskii, 3036 nucleotides long. RefSeq lists its product as uncharacterized. Lineage: Eukaryota; Metazoa; Hemichordata; Enteropneusta; Harrimaniidae. The record is from RefSeq and is a predicted model, not a curated record. Gene Ontology annotation, molecular function: protein binding.